Sebastes umbrosus (honeycomb rockfish) is the source of this 3859-nucleotide messenger RNA. It is a transcript of the gene rab3ab, whose product is annotated as RAB3A, member RAS oncogene family, b. Gene Ontology annotation, cellular component: synaptic vesicle membrane; synaptic vesicle; endosome. Bases 90 to 749 code for a protein of 219 amino acids. The record is from RefSeq and is a predicted model, not a curated record. Lineage: Eukaryota; Metazoa; Chordata; Actinopteri; Perciformes; Sebastidae. The transcript is spliced from 5 exons. Gene Ontology annotation, molecular function: GTPase activity; GTP binding. Gene Ontology annotation, biological process: regulation of exocytosis; protein secretion; axonogenesis.
UGCACACCUGCUUUGACUUGACUGUGGUGUUUCUGCGGGUGCAGAGCUGGACGCGGUGGAUAGCAGCAGCUGGAUAGAAACCUUUAAAGAUGGCCUCAGCAACAGCGACCUACGGGCAGAAGGAGUCUUCGGACCAAAACUUUGACUACAUGUUCAAGAUCCUCAUCAUUGGCAACAGCAGUGUGGGCAAAACCUCCUUCUUGUUCCGCUACGCCGACGACUCCUUCACGCCGGCCUUUGUCAGCACGGUGGGCAUCGACUUCAAGGUGAAGACCAUCUACAGGAAUGACAAGAGGAUCAAACUACAGAUCUGGGACACGGCGGGUCAGGAGCGUUACCGCACCAUCACCACGGCCUACUACCGAGGAGCCAUGGGCUUCAUCCUCAUGUACGACAUCACUAACGAGGAGUCCUUCAACGCCGUCCAGGACUGGUCGACUCAGAUUAAGACGUACUCGUGGGAUAACGCCCAGGUGCUGCUGGUAGGAAACAAGUGCGACAUGGACGACGAGAGAGUGGUGGGCGGAGAUAGAGGCCGGCAGCUGUCUGAACACCUCGGUUUCGAGUUCUUCGAGGCCAGCGCCAAGGACAACAUCAACGUAAAGCAGACCUUCGAGCGCCUGGUCGACAUCAUCUGUGAAAAGAUGUCCGAGAGCCUGGACGCCGGAGAUCCCGCCGUCACAGGGGCCAAACAGGGGCCCCAGCUGACAGAGCAGCCUGCUCCUCCUCACCAGGACUGUGCAUGUUAAAGCUGACUACUCCAACCCCCCAAAACCCUUUUUUCUCCCUCCUCCUCCUUGUCCUCCUUCAGCUGGACCCCGGGGGCUUCGGUUCAAAUACUCCCAUCACCCUUUUCACUCACUUUCCUGCUUCUUUCUGUAACGAUCAUUGGAUGAGGGGCACAAGAACCAGGUUGAAAAGUGUCUGAAAUGCUCUGAGAUGCUAGUGGACCAGUAAUAGACGUCUGGUUCCUCAGGUGUUGGUCUAAUGCCAAGCUCAAUCAAAGCAGAGUGUUUCAGACUCUUUGCAAACCAGGUUCUUUGCAACCAUCUUCUGUUGUCUCCCUGUUCCUCAGUGUGGUUUUUACAAGAAGGAUUUGACGGCGUCCGUCCUCAGAGUGCCAUUUAAAUCCUUCCGAUGUUUACAGUACUUUGUUUCAUGUCAGUCAAAUGUCUUGGAAAGACGUCAGCCUCGGAGAGUGGGAGGGAUGAUCCAGCUGAAAUCUGCUCCGUACUGAUGUGUGACGUUUCUUUUUAGAUUCUGGAUGCACACAGAAUCAAACAUCCAUGGAUCUGUGUUUCAUUUGUUGUCUCACCUGGUAUCUAAACAUGGAUACUGCAGGUAUUAGCAUUUCAUUGUUCAUCUGAGCCUUUUCUUUUGACCUUUUUUUUAUGUUUUUGUAUUCUGGUACCCCGUUUAUUCUUUCAACACCGGGUGGGGAAAACAUGAACAAGAUAGAGUAAAAAAUAGCAAAAAAUGAAGAGACACAUUUUAUUUAAUUAUAUUUAUUUCAAAUGUACAUAUAAAUGUUGUGCAAUAUAUAUAAUAUCUACAGGUAUGCAUUUCUUGAAAUGAAUUUAAAAGGUAUGAAGUUCUAUGAGGAUAGUAUCAAAUAUAAGAGGUCUAUGUUGUUGGGUUUGUUUGGAUGAUGUGUGGAAUUGUUUGCACCCUCGGCAGCUCCUCCGCGAGUCGUUUCAUUUCCCUGUCGGUUUGGUCUCACGCUGCCCUCCAGAGACGUCCGAAAUUCAAACUUCCUGCUUAGAAAAAUACAGUUUGAGUCUGAAUUACAAGUCAGAGAAUAUACCAAUGUGUUUGUCAUCCUCCAAAUCCACUCAGGGUGAUUUCCUGCACUGCUGCCAACAAAGUGAAGCAUUUUCUAAUAUUAGAAGAAGGCCCUUGCGGGAGAAACUUGUGCUGCAUCAUAAAUGUUAUUUUAAGCCAAACAACGACUGUAGCAAAGCUGACAUCAAGAGAUUUUCAAAAUAAAAUAAAGAUAUGAGCUUGCAGAAGGCUCGAAUCUUUAUUUUAUUUUACUCCUGAUGAGCAAUAACAUCGUAAUUGACAUUGAUGCUUUUGUCCCAACAGCCUCACGAUGUUAUUGCUCCUGCUGUCUUUAACAGAAAAUGUACAAAUUUAAGGAUAUCUGAAAAGCUUUUUGUGCAACAGUUGUGCUUGCUAACAAUGGUACAUAUUGAUAUUACAGUAUUUUACACCGGGCAGAGAAAAUCCUGCAGGUGAUGCUAAGCGUUAAGGUUCAUCUCCCUGAUGGCUGUUGGGAUAGUCCCAGCUACUUUAUCAAAUAUCAAAAUUCCCUGUACCAUUAAUCAUUCAAACAUUCACCAUUCCCUAAAACAUGAUGGAAUGGGUUUGGAGGAUGCAAAAAAUUGUGUUUUGUUCAAUCAUUUUGAUGGUAUUUUGCCUUUAUCUGAUAGUUUGACCCUAUAGGGAGUGAAAGAAAACAUCAGGAGAGAAUAGGAUGACAUGUGACAAACAGCCAACGCUCAGAGAGUUCAUGUUUCCUUGCUUAUUGACAAACAGCCCAACAGUAAGCAACUUCUUCACAAUCAGUAUUACAGUCUGUUUGUCUGUUUGUGUGUAAUGUUAUCUCUAAUGCUCAGUCUUCAGGUGAAGUACGGACAGCACUGUUUAACAAGCACCGAACAGCUGGAGGCUGAAAUGUUCACAGACCAGGUUGCUGCUGAGUUUCAAUGCAGGAAUUAAAUGUUUUGUUUCUGAGGUUUUCUUGGUUACAACACUGCGUAACCACGCUACACUUCUACCAACCGCUGUCUUUGAGUUUUCAUAGCAUCACUCACUCUGGGCGUGCAUUAUCCCCCCUACACCAAACACUCAGAACGUGUUUGUUUACUGGUUUUAAUACAGUUUCCACCGUUAGAACUGGUUUGCUGGGUAUUCCUUCUUUUCACUUCACCAAAGAUUGCUGUAGAAGCAGCUCACUGUUUUUGCUGUAGGAUGCCAGAUUGAGCAGCAAGUUUAAAACUGUAAUAGAACAAGUGCUGUUUGGUGGGCUGAAGUGCAUUUUAUGAAUGUUAUGCUGGUGGGCGAUGCUGUCAGAAGUGUUUAAAUGCUCCAGUAAAAACAAAGAUAAAGUGGAUGGAUUGUGAGGGCAAAGCACUAUAAGAAUGUGAUUAAAGUAAAUCAGAUCCAGAAAAGCAUUUAUUUUGAGAGUAAUUGUUGCAUUAACUCAGAUGUAGCAGACAAACCUGAAAUCACAGAUGAGCCACGGACUAUUUGAGAAAAUGAGGCCCUAGUCAAAGUAUUGAUUAUUAUAAGAAAGGGAGCUAUGAUCACGACAAACCUGGGAGACGAUUUUGAUCCUGCGUAUAUUUUACUUCUUACUGGUUGUGACUGUUUCUUUUCCGGUAAAAUCCAAACUUUUAAAGUGUUCUCCUUUCUAAUAUGUCUUCCUCUCUAUAUAAACCUGAUCUGUAAAUACUGUAUCUUUGAGUCAUAUGUGUGGAUUGUGUUGUAUCGACUCAGGCUUGCAACAAAGAAAAAAAAAAAGAGGAGGAAAAAAAAGACAGUAAAAAAUAAACCCAAAAGAGCCAUGUUGUACUGUAUCUGCAUUCAUUACUAGGCCUGCUUGUGAAUGAAUGUGUCACUCUGUUACAAAAGCAAUACACACUGCAGUAUCUACACAAAAAAGAAAUGCCAUCAAGUUUGGUAGAAGUUGCCGACUUUAGAUCUUCUACUAGCACGCAGGAACAUGUACUUGAUUUGGUCUCGUAUCACUGCCUCCUCACAUCCUCCUCCGUUUGGGCCAUUAAGGUGAGAGAAUAUGCUGUGGAUGUUUUUAUCUGUACUUUGUGGUAAAACAAUAAAAAGUUACUAACAAUCA